Molecule: messenger RNA, 1289 nt
Organism: Bursaphelenchus okinawaensis
Lineage: Eukaryota; Metazoa; Nematoda; Chromadorea; Rhabditida; Aphelenchoididae
Source: the annotation of a GenBank genome assembly
AUGUCUCGUAAGUUUCGUUUAGUUUAACGUUUUUCAUGUUUUUUGGCUUUUAGUUACGUCCGAGGACACGAAAUACUUCUCUCUCGACUCAACCGGUCACUGUCGAGUAAUGGAAGAGCAUGUUUUAUCUUCUACAGUUGUUGAGGGAGCUGAUGAGACACUUUCCGCUGAACGUUUGAUUUCUGGAGCUGAUGAGAUGACCAUGAAUGAGGUUGUUCAUGAUAAACAAGGUGGCGACGUCAAGAGAAAUGAUGGUGCUUUGGAUAUGACUGCCGAUAUAUGGGGAAAUUUACAAACUCCGGUAAAAAACGCCUCCGGGCAAUCAGCUGUGCCAAAAAUCGACUUAUUUGGAAGAGAAAUUGUUGAUCAGAAUGGUCAGGAAGAAGUGGCUCCAAAUCUCGCUAAUAGUCAAGUUGAAUCCAAACCAGAAGAAACUAAGAUUGAACAACAACCCAGCCAUGCUCCUCCAACUCACAUUGAACAAAAACCUUUGAAAGAAGAGCCAGUUCCAAGCCAACAACUUGAUGUUCAUCAUGGUAGACAAGAAGGUUCAGUACAACAUCCCGAAGCGAACGCUCCGAUUUCAGACGCAGAGAACGAGCAUCAACAGGGUGUUUUUAAGCUAGAAAAUGUUGUUUCAAAUGGAGAAGCAGGCGUUAUUCCACAUGAACGUCGAUUUUUUGCUCCAAAGUCAGGUAAGUUAUAUUGUUUUAGAAUUUUAGGUUUGAAUUACGUUUUGAGAUAUUAUAAGCGGCUUUAAAAGAGGGUGAAUUACCUUAAAAUUUACUUUUAAUUACAGUUAUCCCUCCAGAACGAAAGAUUUUUGCUCCAAGGCUGGCCCAAAGUGAUCCAUUGGCUAACGCUACAAAGUAAGUUAAAUGCUGUAUAUUUUGAUGUUGUUAGGGUUUUACUGUUCCUUUUUUACUCUAAAAGCUUCCUUAGACAUUGUUUUAUCUAUUUCUAGGCAUAUUAUUACCACUUUAAUAUUUUGGGUAUUAAUUUUACAUUGUUUUAGUGUGCCCCACUAUAUGGUGCCAACUUUUUCGGCCCAGCGGAGAUUUGAAGAGACACAGAAGAAGCUGGCUAAUAGAAAUCCAGGUAUGUUGUUUUUACUUUUUGUUUUAUUUUAGGUAUCAAAACCAAUGAAAAUCAGGUGUUUUGAUUGAUAUAAAGAACUUAUAGACAUCUAUACCUAUAUUAUUUGCUAAAAAGCUGCGUUUGCUAUUUUUAUGCUGAUUUUUGAACUAAUUGUCUAAUCACUUGAUAUUAUAGGUCAUUCUGGAAAAUAA